GGAUCCCCCCGGCCAGCGGCACAGGGACACUGCAGAUCUAUCUUAUCGACAUUAACGACAACGCCCCGGAGCUGCUGCCCAAGGAAGCGCAGGUCUGCGAGAAGCCAGGCCUCAACGCCAUCAACAUCACUGCGGCGGACGCCGACGUCGACCCCAACAUCGGCCCCUACGUCUUUGAGCUGCCCUUCGUCCCCAUCACCGUGCGAAAAAACUGGACCAUCACCCGCCUGAAUGGUGACUAUGCCCAGCUGAGCUUGCGCGUGCUGUACCUGGAGGCCGGGAUGUACGAGGUCCCCAUCACCGUCACAGACUCUGGGAACCCUCCCCUGUCCAACACGUCUGUCAUCAAGGUCAAGGUGUGCCCCUGCGACGAGAACGGCGACUGCACCACGGUGGGCGCCGUGGCGGCGGCUGGUCUGGGCACCGGAGCCAUCGCGGCCAUCCUCAUCUGCAUCGUCAUCCUGCUGACCAUGGUCCUGCUGUUCGUCACGUGGAUGAAGCGCCGGGAGAAGGAGCGACACACGAAGCAGCUGCUCAUCGACCCCGAGGACGACGUGCGCGACAACAUCCUCAAGUACGACGAGGAGGGCGGAGGCGAGGAGGACCAGGACUACGACCUCAGCCAGCUGCAGCAGCCCGAAGCCAUGGAGCACGUGCUGAGCAAGGCCCCCGGGGUGCGGCGCGUGGACGAGCGGCCGGUGGGCGCGGAGCCCCAGUACCCUGUCCGGCCUGUGGUGCCCCACCCGGGUGACAUCGGCGACUUCAUCAGCGAG
This is a messenger RNA of Chinchilla lanigera (long-tailed chinchilla), 773 nucleotides long. Its product is annotated as cadherin-4. Gene Ontology annotation, cellular component: adherens junction; plasma membrane; catenin complex. The record is from RefSeq and is a predicted model, not a curated record. Gene Ontology annotation, biological process: cell morphogenesis; homophilic cell-cell adhesion; calcium-dependent cell-cell adhesion. Gene Ontology annotation, molecular function: calcium ion binding; cadherin binding. Lineage: Eukaryota; Metazoa; Chordata; Mammalia; Rodentia; Chinchillidae.